This is a messenger RNA of Puma concolor (puma), 1038 nucleotides long. The record is from RefSeq and is a predicted model, not a curated record. NCBI's taxonomy places the organism in Eukaryota, Metazoa, Chordata, Mammalia, Carnivora, Felidae.
AUGAUCCGGGGCAUGGAGGCGCCGAUGGCGGACAACCCGCCGCAGCCGCCGCCCGUCAUCUUCUGCCACGACUCCCCAAAGCGGGUGCUGGUGUCGGUCAUCAGGACGACCCCGAUCAAGCCCACGUGCGGCGCGGAGGGGUGGCGGGUAGACCCGAGGCCACCCAGCAGCAGGUGCAGUGAGCGCAGCCUGGGGUCGCGGAGGAGGCCCACUCGCGGUGCAGACGCUGGGCCGACCGCUGAGUCCUCUCUGGCCGGAGAGGGAGCGAAGGGAUGCGGGCCUUCAGCUGUUCCUCUGGGUGCUGGACGGGAGGGAUUUGCUCAGAUUCCCUCCAUCAAUGCAGAUAACCCGGCCCUACUAAAGAUGUCCAGCAGAGAUAGCCGAAGAGCGAGAAGGGAUUUUAGGGAUGGAAUCCGACGUGGUAGACCUAGAGCAGAUACUGUCCGGGAUUUAAUAAGUGAAGGAGAGCAUUCAUCCAGCAGAAUCCGUUGUAACAUCUGUAAUAGGGUGUUUCCACGGGAGAAAUCACUCCAGGCUCACAAAAGGACUCAUACAGGUGAGAGGCCCUAUCUGUGUGACUAUCCGGACUGUGGAAAAGCCUUUGUUCAAAGCGGACAGCUCAAAACACAUCAGCGUCUUCACACCGGAGAGAAACCUUUUGUUUGUUCAGAAAAUGGCUGCCUAAGCAGAUUCACCCAUGCAAACCGCCACUGUCCGAAGCACCCUUAUGCCAGGCUGAAACGGGAGGAGCCCACAGACGCUCUCAGUAAGCACCAGGCUGUGGACAACCAGGCUGCCGCCGAGUGGUUGGCGAAGUAUUGGGAGACAAGAGAGCAGCGUGCCCCCACCUUGAAAGGGAAGCUCGUGCAGAAAGCUGAUCAGGAGCAGCAGGACCCUCUGGAGUACCUUCAGUCUGACGAGGAGGACGACGAGAAGCGCGGUGCCCAGCGCCGGCUGCAAGAGCAGCGGGAGCGUCUGCACGGAGCCCUUGCUCUCAUAGAGCUCGCCAACCUGACCGGGGCGCCGCUCCGCCAGUAG